AUGAAGUUCUAUCUCUGCGUUUUGGCCCUAAGUUUGGAGGCGUGCUUUGCUGCCCCAGGCCUGGACCCUGCUUUGGAUGAUCACUGGGGCAUGUGGAAAUCGUGGCAUAACAAGAAGUACCAUGAGAAGGAGGAAGGCUGGAGAAGAAUGAUCUGGGAGAAAAACCUGAAGAUGAUUGAAUUGCACAACCUGGACCACAGCCUGGGCAAGCACAGCUACAGACUGGGAAUGAAUCAUUUUGGAGACAUGACAUCAGAAGACGAGCCGUCCGAGAAAGAUGCCUUGCAGCCUGGGCGCAACAUCGUCGCAGCCGGCUAUGCUUUGUACGGGAGUGCAACCUUGGUAGCCCUUUCCACGGGGCAAGGGGUGGACUGCUUCAUGCUGGAUCCGGCUCUCGGCGAGUUCAUUCUGGUGGAAAAAGACGUAAAAAUAAAGAAGAAAGGGAAAAUCUACAGCCUCAAUGAGGGCUAUGCGAAGUACUUUGAUCCUUCAGUGACAGAGUAUUUACAAAAGAAGAAAUUUCCUGAGAGGAAUCAAAAGCUCUUUUGA
This is a messenger RNA of Podarcis muralis (Common wall lizard), 549 nucleotides long. NCBI's taxonomy places the organism in Eukaryota, Metazoa, Chordata, Lepidosauria, Squamata, Lacertidae. The record is from RefSeq and is a predicted model, not a curated record.